AUGUUAUUAAAUUUUGCUCAAAUAUCUCAAGAUGAUUUAAUUUCACCUAUGAUAUGGAAAGCUGCAUAUGGAUUUGCAACAACAUGUAUUCUUGGAGUUGCUGCUUAUGCUGGAUAUCGUGUAGGUACACCAGAAAAGUACCAAGCUAGACAGCAUCUAAAUCCAGAAUUGAAUGAUCAAAUCAAGAAAGUUGUCGAUUCAUUAAAAAUAACUGAUGAUCAACUAAUAAAUAUAAUGCAGAUAUUAGAAGAAGAAAUGAAUACUGGUCUUUCAUCAUCAACACAUAACCAAGCAACAGUAAAAAUGUUUCCAUCAUAUGUACAAAAUGUUCCAAAUGGAACAGAGAUUGGUCAAGUACUUGCACUUGAUUUAGGUGGAACAAAUUUUCGUAUACUUUUAAUUGAUUUACAUGGAAAUUCAACAGUAGAAUCAACGUCUAGAAUUUUUGUUAUUCCACAAUCAAUUAUGAUUGGUGAUGGAAAACAUUUAUUUCAUCAUAUAGCUGAAUGUUUACAUGAAUUUAUGGAAAAAGAACAUUUAUUAAAUACUGGAAUAUGUUAUCCAUUAGGUUUUACAUUUUCAUUUCCUUGUCAACAAGAAAGUCUUGCAUCAGGACGAUUAACAACAUGGACAAAAGGUUUUAAUUGUUCAGGUGUUGUUAAUGAAGAUGUUGUGAAACUUCUACAAGAUGCUAUUAACGAAAAACAUAUAAAUGCAAAAUGUGUAGCUCUAGUAAAUGAUACAGUUGGAACAUUAAUGGCUUGUGCUUAUAAAGAUCCAUCAACAGCCAUUGGUCUCAUAUUAGGAACUGGAACAAAUGCAUGUUAUAUUGAAAGUUUAGAUAAAGUUGGUACAUGGAAUGGUAAUUAUGAUGAACCAAAACAAGUUAUUAUUAAUACAGAAUGGGGUGCUUUUGGUGAUAAUGGUUGUUUAAAUUUUAUUCGAACGAAAUAUGGUGAAGAAAUUGAUGUUUCAUCGAUUAAUCCCGGCAAACAAAUUUUUGAAAAAAUGAUUUCAGGAAUGUAUAUCGGUGAAAUCGUUCGUUUAAUAAUACU
This is a messenger RNA of Rotaria sordida, 1055 nucleotides long. The record is from the annotation of a GenBank genome assembly. NCBI's taxonomy places the organism in Eukaryota, Metazoa, Rotifera, Eurotatoria, Philodinida, Philodinidae.